CCGGAAGCACUUUUGUUGGCGUCAUAUCCGGUGAGAGAAGGCUACAUGUUUCAAUUAGUUCAUGAUCCGGGAUUUUUAUUUGGAUUUAUAAAACAACAAAUGUGAUUAGAAAAUGAAUUACAUGCCGGGGACAGCCAGCCUCAUCGAGGACAUCGACAAGAAGCACUUGGUUCUUCUGAGGGACGGGAGGACGCUGAUCGGGAUCCUCAGGAGCAUCGAUCAGUUCGCGAACCUGGUGCUGCACCAGACGGUGGAGCGGAUCCACGUGGGGAAGAAGUUCGGAGACAUCCCUCGUGGGAUCUUCGUGGUCCGAGGAGAGAACGUGGUGCUGCUGGGAGAAGUGGAUCUGGAUAAAGACUGCGAUCAGAUCCUGCAGCGAGUCUCCAUCGAGGAGAUCCUGGAGGAGCAGCGGGUGGAGCAGCAGGCCAAGCAGGAGUCUGAGCGUCUGAAGCUGCAAGCGGUGAAGGAGCGAGGGUUAUCCCUCCCCAAAACCGACACACUCGACGAUUUCUGAACGCCUUUUUCCUCUCUUUUUUUUUUUUCUUUUUUUUUAUAUAAAUAUGAGCGAUUGUGUACAAUGCAAAAUAUCACCGAAAAACACGUGACCUUUUUUUCUUUCUUUUUUUUUUUUUUUAUUAAAGCAGCUGCUAGAAUUCCACUGCAAACCGUCCUCCAUCUUUAUUUUCCUUUUUUUUAUGGAAGCAGGAAAUGGGUGAUGGACCAAAAAACAAACGAACACGGAAGCAUUUCUGCUCCGUGGCUUUUAGUUUCUACAGAAUAAAGUAAACUCAGUGUGGGUUUUUCUGUGUGUGUUUGUGUUGUUGAAUAAAAUCACCCUGUACAACAGAGAGAUUUGUGUUGGAUUAAAUCGGUUUUGUACGCA
This is a messenger RNA of Silurus meridionalis, 883 nucleotides long. It is a transcript of the gene lsm1, whose product is annotated as LSM1, U6 small nuclear RNA associated. The transcript is spliced from 4 exons. Gene Ontology annotation, biological process: deadenylation-dependent decapping of nuclear-transcribed mRNA. NCBI's taxonomy places the organism in Eukaryota, Metazoa, Chordata, Actinopteri, Siluriformes, Siluridae. Gene Ontology annotation, cellular component: P-body; Lsm1-7-Pat1 complex. Gene Ontology annotation, molecular function: RNA cap binding. The record is from RefSeq and is a predicted model, not a curated record. Bases 113 to 514 code for a protein of 133 amino acids.